This is a messenger RNA of Talpa occidentalis (Iberian mole), 2180 nucleotides long. RefSeq names its product bestrophin 3 (gene BEST3). NCBI's taxonomy places the organism in Eukaryota, Metazoa, Chordata, Mammalia, Eulipotyphla, Talpidae. The record is from RefSeq and is a predicted model, not a curated record. The coding region runs from base 163 to 2175 and encodes 670 amino acids. Gene Ontology annotation, molecular function: chloride channel activity. The transcript is spliced from 10 exons.
GGAUCCUCUCAGUGGCCAGCAAACAGAAAGUCUGUGUGUGAGAGAAGGUGAGACCGGGAGCUCAACACCGAACUGAAGGCGCCUCUUCUGGGGGAGUCUGAAAUUUGAAGUUUCUUUCCCGUGGAAGACUCCAAACCAAAGAAAUAGAAAAAUCUAUCCAAGAUGACUGUCACUUACUCCAGUAAAGUAGCAAAUGCGACUUUUUUUGGAUUUCAUAGGUUACUCCUCAAGUGGAGAGGCAGCAUCUACAAACUACUGUACAGGGAGUUUAUUGUUUUUGCUGUUCUCUAUACAGCGAUAAGUUUGGUGUACAGAUUGUUACUUACAGGAGCCCAAAAACGUUACUUUGAAAAAUUAUCAAUUUACUGUGACAGAUAUGCUGAACAAAUUCCAGUAACCUUUGUGCUUGGGUUUUAUGUGACUCUGGUAGUGAACCGAUGGUGGAACCAGUUUGUGAAUCUGCCCUGGCCGGACAGGCUGAUGUUCCUCAUCUCCAGCAGUGUUCACGGAAGCGACGAGCACGGGCGUCUGCUCAGAAGGACGCUGAUGCGCUAUGUAAACCUCACUUCCCUGCUCAUCUUCCGCUCGGUGAGCACAGCUGUGUACAAAAGGUUUCCCACCAUCGACCAUGUGGUUGAAGCAGGCUUUAUGACUGCAGAUGAAAGAAAACUAUUUGAUCACCUCAAAUCUCCUCAUCUGAAAUACUGGGUUCCAUUUAUCUGGUUUGGAAAUCUCGCAGCUAAAGCCCGGAAGGAAGGUAGAAUAAGAGACAGUGUUGACCUGCAAUCACUGAUGACAGAAAUGAACCGAUACCGUUCUUGGUGCAGUCUCUUAUUUGGUUACGACUGGGUUGGGAUUCCCCUAGUUUACACCCAGGUUGUCACUCUGGCUGUCUAUACCUUCUUCUUUGCAUGUCUGAUUGGACGCCAGUUUUUGGAUCCCACCAAAGGCUAUGCAGGACAUGACUUAGACCUUUACAUUCCAAUCUUCACUCUCCUGCAAUUCUUCUUCUAUGCAGGAUGGCUCAAGGUAGCUGAGCAGCUUAUCAACCCUUUUGGAGAAGAUGAUGAUGAUUUUGAAACCAACUGGUGCAUUGACAGAAAUCUGCAGGUCUCUCUUUUAGCUGUGGAUGAAAUGCACAUGAAUUUACCCAAGAUGAAGAAGGACAUUUACUGGGAUGACUCUGCUGCUCGACCACCAUACACACUGGCAGCUGCUGAUUACUGUAUCCCCUCAUUUCUGGGGUCAACUAUCCAAAUGGGGCUGUCUGGGACUGACGUCCCUGGCGAGGACUGGCUGUGGGAUUAUGAGAAGCACGGCCCUCGCCGUUCGGUGAUUAGAAAAGUCAAGAGGUUUCUGAGUGCCCACGAACACCCGUCCAGCCCCAAGAGGAGAGCCUACGGGAGGCAGGCCAGCGACAGCUCCAUGUUCUUCCCGCCCCUCGACCUCAGCCCAACCAGGGAUCUGCUGGACGUGCCGCCCAGGAGCCCCCACCGGGCCUCAGCCUCCCAGAAGCAACCCAACUUCCGGGAGGGGAGCCCCAAGAUGCACUCCAGCCUGGGGGAACUGUCCACCAUCAGGGAGACCAGCCGGACGAGCACGUUACAGAGCCUGACUCCCCAGGCCAGCGUGAGUGGCUCCCCCACCAAAAUGCCGCAGGUCCCCGAGGUGCUGAUUACAGAGGCAGAGGAUCUCCACGACUCUCUGGCCUCCAUCCGCAGCUCAGACUUCACCGGGGUUCAGCCAAGCGGGCCUGGGCAGCAGGAGGACCCUGUGGAAUUGUUGAUGUUCCCCUCAGAGGAGACACGGCCUCAAGACCACAGCCUCCAGGCUGUUUCAGGCAAAGCUGAGAGAAACCUCCUCAGCGUAACCCCUGAGGAAUACGCCGAUGAGAAUGACUUGUUCCGGAAAAGGUGGAGCCUCCCGGGAUUCCUGGAGUCCAGCCACCCGUCCCUGGCAGGCAUAAAUCCAGAUACUGUGAGCUCUGAGCCAGCUCUUUUACUUGACACAGAAACAUCCUCAGAGGCCAGUGGCAUCAACUCUGUGGCUGGCUCUCCGGUCUCUCCUGAUGUGCUGUAUUUAAUGGAAAACCUGGACACCAAGGAGACAGAUAUCAUAGAUAACAAUGAGGAAGCCCGCAAAGGAAUGCCAGAAAGUUCUAGGACCUGGUUCUAGUCUAG